This is a messenger RNA of Acipenser ruthenus (sterlet), 908 nucleotides long. Its product is annotated as cytosolic iron-sulfur assembly component 2B-like. Gene Ontology annotation, cellular component: cytosolic [4Fe-4S] assembly targeting complex. NCBI's taxonomy places the organism in Eukaryota, Metazoa, Chordata, Actinopteri, Acipenseriformes, Acipenseridae. The record is from RefSeq and is a predicted model, not a curated record. Gene Ontology annotation, biological process: iron-sulfur cluster assembly. Bases 129 to 605 code for a protein of 158 amino acids. The transcript has 5 exons.
UUUCUGUAGUAAAGAAGGUGAACCACUCAGGAUACCUCCCCGGAAGUAGGAGAGGAAUGUUUCCAGAGCCACAACUUCCACGCUGAGAUUGCCUUUAUUUUACACAUUUGUUUACGGCAUUUUAAUAGAUGGAAGGAGGGACGCGAUUAGAAAAUGCGAACCCGUUGAUCUUCCAGCGAUCCGGGGAGAGACAACUCACCACAGAAGAGGAGGAUGAGGAGUUUGCUGACCCGAUAGACGACAGAGAGAUUUUCGAUUUGAUCAGGACGAUUAACGAUCCAGAACAUCCACUGUCACUGGAAGAAUUAAACGUUGUUGAACAAGUGCGAGUUCGGGUGAGUGAUGAUGACAGCACAGUGUCAGUGGAGUUCACGCCCACAAUCCCUCACUGCAGCAUGGCCACCCUGAUUGGGUUAUCUAUUAAAGUAAAGCUGCUUCGAUCUUUACCUGAGAGGUUCAAGAUUGAUGUGCACAUUACUCCUGGUGCCCAUGCCUCUGAACAAGCAGUUAACAAACAGCUGGGGGAUAAAGAAAGAGUGGCGGCGGCUUUGGAGAACUCCCACCUGCUGGAAGUUGUGAACCAGUGUUUGUCAUCCAGAACUUAACCAGAUUCAACUAUACCAGACCCUAAAGCAAAUUGUCCAACGCGACCGCAGUGCAAGCUAUAUCAGUUUCAAAACCAAAGUAAACAAAGCAAAGCUGAAACACUGGAUACAUUUCAUAUAUCCACUACAAACUCUUGUGCAUGCAUUUUGAUUUAAAAACAAAAAUGUCAAAAAGUUUGAAUUAAGUAUUUAUAUUAACUAAUGUUUUAUCCUUUUUUUAUUAUAAGGGAACAAAUAAGUACAUUGUAAAGAUGGUUCUUUAUUAGGUUAACUGUAGGAGGUAAAUAAAACUGUUUAAAUCUC